GGUAAAUGUCAAAUCUUUGUCACAGGAUCCUGACAUGACAACUGACACAAUAAAACGAAAAACAUGUCCUGAAACCAGCUUCUCAGAAACAUCCUUUGGAGAGUGUAUUAACAACAUUCAAAUUCCAUAAAAAAAAUCUUUUUUUUUUUUUACUCACACUACGUAGUGGUUCUCUGAAGACACUUUUCGUUAUAAAUCAAUAAAAGUACAACAUUAAUGGAGAAUAUUGUUUUACGCUAUAGAAAAACUUUGCCGAUUAUUUCGGUGCGUAGUGCAUAAAUAUAUUGCAUGUAAAUUAUCAGAAAAUGGGGGGGGGGGGAAUGUAAACGCUGUCUGAACAUACCAUACAGUACACUGACAUUCUGGCCACAGACGCAGAACAACAAUUUCAGGCCGGUGGGGAGAGGCUCUGAUUUAGAACUUUUCCACGCGUAAUUGUCGCCGUCAUAGGUGUUUUGAAAACAAUCAAUGUUUACGUCACUAUGUUUAUACAUGUCCAAAGUGUGAUCUGUAUGAAUGAGAGGGUCGGCCUAGCUUUAUUGUGUGUACAUGACUAUCGCUUAAUCACUAGGUUAUGAAAACGACUAGGAAAGAAAUCAUAAUUUUCAAAGCCCCCGCAGAAGACGGGGAUAAAAAUGGAGAAGAUGCUUACAAGGUCACCUUGGAGGAAGCCGGUAUCACAGCACAUAUUGUUCCAGUGUUAACGUUUGAGUUCUUUGAUUUGGAUAGAUUGCGUACAAAACUACAAUGUCCGGAAGAAUACUCAGGGUUGAUAUUUACAAGUCCUCGUACAGUUAAAGCAGUUGCUCUCUCUCUGGAAGGGAAGACACCAUCACAUUUUGGAUGGAGAAAUGCAUAUGUCGUAGGUGAAACUACUCGUAAUGUACUACAGAGAGAACUGAUAAUGGAAGGCAAGGGAAGCAACACUGGACAUGCUGUUGCCCUUGCUGAAUUUAUUCUUUCAGAAAUGCAGGGGACAGAGGGCAACCACCUGCCACUCCUCUACCCCUGUGGAACACUAUCAGUAGAACCUGGAGGUGAUCGCCUAAGUGGUGCAUUAGCAGUUGGUGGCAUCCAUUUGGAUCCUGUGCCAUCAUAUCGCACUUGUCCGCAUCCUGACAUUGAACAAAAUUUGAGAGCUAUAACCAAAAAAGGACUACCAGAAAUUGUUGCCUUUUUUAGCCCAUCUGGAGUUCGUUUUGCGGUACCUGUGUUUCGGAAACUGGGGAUUGACUUGGCUACACUCAAGAUUGUGGCAAUUGGGCCCACUACGGAGGCCUCUCUGAAGACUGCAGGUUUAACUGUGUGGACAACGGCAGAAAAACCAACACCUCAGCACCUAACCAAAGCAAUCAUAGAACAUUUAUAACUUGUUGCUCUAAUGUGAUAUUCUUAUUAGUCAAUUUUUUUUAUCGUUUUACCGCUCAUCCAAUUUCAGUAUGUUGCUGAUGUUAAUAUAUUAUUGCAGAAAUUCUUGUUAAUUAUUUUUGUCUUCAGUUCAUGGGAGAAAGCAUUCUUAUGUCAUUUUUUAAAUGAGUAUACAAUAAAGAACUUGAGAGCUGUUUUAA
This is a messenger RNA of Schistocerca gregaria, 1568 nucleotides long. RefSeq names its product uroporphyrinogen-III synthase-like. The transcript has 4 exons. The record is from RefSeq and is a predicted model, not a curated record. Gene Ontology annotation, molecular function: uroporphyrinogen-III synthase activity. Bases 575 to 1369 code for a protein of 264 amino acids. Gene Ontology annotation, biological process: uroporphyrinogen III biosynthetic process. NCBI's taxonomy places the organism in Eukaryota, Metazoa, Arthropoda, Insecta, Orthoptera, Acrididae.